Yamadazyma tenuis ATCC 10573 is the source of this 912-nucleotide messenger RNA. RefSeq names its product putative hydrolase (gene NIT3). Gene Ontology annotation, molecular function: omega-amidase activity. Gene Ontology annotation, biological process: L-glutamine metabolic process; oxaloacetate metabolic process. Lineage: Eukaryota; Fungi; Ascomycota; Pichiomycetes; Serinales; Debaryomycetaceae. Gene Ontology annotation, cellular component: mitochondrion. The record is from RefSeq and is a predicted model, not a curated record.
AUGUCAUCCAUAGUAAAAGCUCCAUUGGCCAAAUCUUUAAAGAUCGCCCUUAUCCAAAUAUCUGCUGGAAGCGAUAAAGCUGCUAACUUGACAAAAGUGAAAAAGUUUAUUGCCAAUGCCGUUAAGGAGUCAAAGAUAGGAAAGUUAGAUUUGAUCAUGUUACCAGAAUGUUUCAAUUCUCCUUACGCAGUUGACCAAUUCGCCAAUUACGCCGAAGUCAUCCCAUCGGGUGAAACCACCAGUUUCUUGUCAGGUUUGGCCAAGGAACACAAAGUGUUUUUGAUUGGAGGUUCUAUCCCUGAAUUGGAUGAAGCUGAAAGUAAAGUGUACAAUACUUCAUUGACAUUUUCUCCAACUGGUGAGCUCAUUGCUAAACACAGAAAGGCACACUUGUUUGACAUUGACAUCCCUGGAGGAAUUACUUUCAAAGAACUGGUGAGUUUGACGGGAGGAGAUAAAGCCACUGUUUUGAAGUUAGGAGAUUUUGGAAACAUUGGUAUUGGAAUUUGCUAUGAUAUUAGAUUCCCUGAAUUGGCGACAAUUGCCACCAGGUCCCCUUACAAUUCGUUUGGAAUGUUUUAUCCCGGUGCUUUCAACACCACCACUGGUCCAAUGCAUUGGCAUUUAUUGGCCAGGUCCAGAUCUGUUGACAACCAGAUUUUCACCGUCUUGUGUAGUCCCGCUAGAGAUGUCGAAGGAGGUGGAUACCAAGCGUAUGGCCACUCUUUGGUUGUGGAUCCAGCUGGGAACAUUAUCAGUGAAGCGGGUGAAGGUGAAGAAAUCAUAUACGCAGAGCUUGAUCCCUCUUUAUUACCAAAAGUCAGAGAAGCUAUUCCGGUUCAUUUCCAACGUAGAUUCGACAUUUACCCUGACUACGUUAGUGAUGAAUCGAUCAAGGUUGGCGACAAGUAG